AUGAUGGCCUUUGAUCCCAUCCCACCGCCGCGCAAGUUCAGCGGCGGCUGGACUAUCGAGGACGCUCUCGCCAAGACGGGAUUCCACGCCACGACCUCGCCCGUCUCGUUCUUUUCCCUCGCAGGCCGCCUCAAGAAGCUGCAACGCCAGGGCUGGAAACGCUUCGGCAUCGACCCCGAGUCAGUCGCUGAUCAUUCACACCGCAUGACUUUCAUGGCGCUCCUGGCGCCGCAGAGCCUCGACCAGGCCAAGGUCGUCAAGAUGUGCCUCGUGCACGACCUCGCCGAGACGGUCGUGGGCGACAUAACGCCGGCCGACGGCGUCUCGCGCGAGGAGAAGACGCACCGCGAAGAGGCGGCCAUGCACUGGAUGACGACGCACUGGGGCGACUUUGGCCGCGAGGUCCACCACCUCUGGAUCGAGUUUGAGGCCGGCCUGACGCCCGAGGGCGAGUUUGCCCAGGACCUCGACAAGCUCGAGAUGAUGCUGCAGGCCCUCGAGUACGAGCGCGACGCCGACCUCGCCGUUGACCUCGGCGAGUUCUUUGCCGUCGCCGGGCGCAUACGGACGCCGCGGGCGCAGGCGUGGACGGCUGAGGUCCUGCGCGACAGAGAGCUGCUGUGGGCUGGAAAAGAGCACGUUCGCGGCGAUCUGGGCGUCGAAGGUGGUCUGCUGCAGAAAAAGCAGGAAGAGCAGGAUCUGUACUACAACCAGUGA
Verticillium alfalfae VaMs.102 is the source of this 717-nucleotide messenger RNA. Its product is annotated as HD domain-containing protein. Gene Ontology annotation, molecular function: 5'-deoxynucleotidase activity. The transcript has 2 exons. The record is from RefSeq and is a predicted model, not a curated record. Lineage: Eukaryota; Fungi; Ascomycota; Sordariomycetes; Glomerellales; Plectosphaerellaceae. Gene Ontology annotation, cellular component: cytoplasm. The coding region runs from base 1 to 717 and encodes 238 amino acids.